CGCUCCGCACCUGUCCCCGUGGAGGCGCCCCGUGGGUAGGCGGAGCGGGCCUGUCGCUCAGCGCCGGCGGGAGAUGCGAAGGGGCUGAGCGGGAAGGCAGCAGCGCUUCCUCGGCUCUGCCUCACCGCCCGGCUCUCCUUCCUCCUCCGGCCUCCUCAGCUCCCCGCCGGCUCUGCCUCCAGCCCUCCCUCCCGAGGAUUCCCUGCGCCAUGUCCUUCCGCCACAGGAGCCCGCACGGCAGCACCAAGAGCAGCCCGCAGCACCCCCCGCGCUGGGCCCAGGCGCGGAAACGCGGCGCCGAUGGGAAGCGGCGGAGGCAGAACGAGCCCGAGUCCUCCGUGUUUGAGGAGAACAAGGCCAGGCCUGAGGACAGCCGGCUGGACAGUUUUACAACACCAGAAGGUCCUGGACCCCUUCCCAGGUGUUUAGACUGGGGAACUGCAGUGGAAGAAGAUGAAAUGAGGACCAAUGUUCACAAAGAAAUUGCAAGACACAGAAGAAAACUCCUGAUAAAUGAAUUUUCAAGAGAAAGGAAGUCCUCCUCAGGAAGUUCUGAUUCAAAGGAGUCCACGGUGGCAGUAGAACUCGAGACAGAUGAGGUGGUUUUGAUGAGAAGACAAAAACAGAUAAACUAUGGAAAAAACACAAUUGCAUAUGAUAGAUACAUUAAAGAAGUUCCUAGAUGCCAUCGUAUCCCAGGAGUUCAUCCCAGAACUCCAAACAAAUUCAAGAAGUACAGCCGAAGGUCGUGGGACCAGCAGAUCAAACUGUGGAAGGUUGCACUGCAUUCCUGGGAUCCUCCAACUGAAGGAGGAUGUGAUCUGCAGGAAAUUUGUCCUGUUGACCUUGGUGAGAUGGAGACAGAAUCUGUUGGAAGCAAUUCUACUGAGUCUCAAACGAGCUGUCAAGAUAAUGAUGAUACCUGUUCUGGCACUCCCACCAAAGUUAGACAUGUUGACUAUCAAGCAGAAGGAGAAUUUGAUUUGGAAGUGUGUUUGAGUGAGCCACUGAAAGAAUUUGAUACUGUGAGUUAAAUAGUCCUGUGCAAGCUGUUUUAGGGAAAGUUUCUCUUAAAUUUGAGAGGUUAGCUUGAUCCAUAAACUGUUCAUAGUAAGAAAGCUUAAGAAAAGUUGAAGACUGUUCUCAAAGCUGUGAUUGGUCUAGGUAUUCUCCAGACCAAACUUAUGUAAAAUUGCAAUUAAGUUGUGUGACUUCUUGUUAACUUUUAAUUUAUGUAUAUCAGAUUUUUUUAUAAAACUUCUCAAUAGUAAAACUAGCCAAUGGCAGUGCUAUCCUCUAGUAAUUAUAAAUAGCACAGCAAGAUCUUAUCAAUUUCCCCCACUCCCUCCCCUACUCUGAACAUGAUUUUAGUUGUCCACCUGCAGAUCAAGAGCCAAGUUGGGGUGGUUUUUUUAUGUUUCCUUGUUUUUACAAAUGGCUCUUGUAACACCCCUGACCUGGAGUAAGGCACGUGGUGCUGUGCAUGUGGCUGAUUAGUACGAGUAAGCCCAUCUACUGCAGUCACUGUAAGUUUAACUACCUUACCUUAAAAAACCACUUUUUGCAAAAAUUUUUCAGAAACAAUUGGAAGUUUAAUACCAUCAAGAAAUUGAAAGUCAACAUGGCAAAGUCUAUGCAAUAAUGUUGGGGUUUUUUUAGAAGUAGUAGCCUUAACUUGAAAUUUGUAAAUAGUCAUGAGUCAUUUAUUCAUGCAGUCAAGAAAACAAUGUCUAGGGAAAGUGCUUGAUUCUUUCAGUUUUCUGGUUUUAAAUGUAAAACUGUUGUAAAUGUUACCAACUGUACAGAUUUUCUGCUGAGAGCAGUUCGUGUUUUUAUUGCUUUUGCGUGGGAUGUUGCUGGAAAAUAAACAGAACUGCCUUUACUUUUA
Molecule: messenger RNA, 1888 nt
Organism: Melozone crissalis (California towhee)
Lineage: Eukaryota; Metazoa; Chordata; Aves; Passeriformes; Passerellidae
Product: histone RNA hairpin-binding protein-like
Exons: 8
Coding region: 210-1034 (274 amino acids)
Biological process (GO): mRNA 3'-end processing by stem-loop binding and cleavage; mRNA transport
Cellular component (GO): cytoplasm; histone pre-mRNA 3'end processing complex
Molecular function (GO): mRNA binding; histone pre-mRNA stem-loop binding
Source: RefSeq, a predicted model, not a curated record